This is a messenger RNA of Schistosoma spindalis, 979 nucleotides long. The record is from the annotation of a GenBank genome assembly. Lineage: Eukaryota; Metazoa; Platyhelminthes; Trematoda; Strigeidida; Schistosomatidae.
CCUCCUCCUCCAUCAAAUAUAUGUACCAGAUAGACAUGUACUUGAAUAGAUUUCACAGUCUAUCAAAAACACCAGACUACUUUAAUAACUUCCGGUCUGAUUUGUACGUUUACAUAUGUAUGCAAUGAAUUCGAUAAAUGUACUUUGCAUUUCUGAAAAAAAACACAACCUUAGUUAAACUAACUGAAUGGUUGGUACUAAUACUGUGACUACUACUACCAUUACUACUACUACUACUACUACUACUACUAAUAAUAAUAAUAAUAAUAAUAAUAAUAAUAAUAAUAAUAAUAAUAAUAAUAACAAUAAUAAUAAUAAUAAUAGAUAUACAAAAUGGAGGAUAAAUUAUAUUCUGUCUAAUAAUCUUGAUGAUGAUGAUGCUUUGGAUGUUGAUGAUGAUGAUGAUGAAGAUGAUGCUUUGGAUGAUGAUGAUGAUGAUGAUUUGGAUGAUGAUGAUGAUGCUUUGGAUGCUUUGGAUGAUGAUGAUGAUGAUGAUUUGGAUGACGAUGAUGAUGAAGAUGAUGCUUUGGAUGAUGAUGAUGAUGCUUUGGAUGUUGAUGCUUUCUUUAUAAAUACUACUACUACUACCACUACUACUACUACUACUACUCCUCCUACUACUACUACUACCACUACUACUACCACUACUACUACCACUACUACUACCACUACUACUACUACUACUACUACCACUACUACUACUACUACUACCACUACUACUACUACUACUACCACUACUACUACCACUACUACUACAAUUACUACUACCACUACUACUACCACUACUACUACCACUACUACUACUACUACCUCUACCACUACUACUACUACUACUACUACCACUACUACUACCACUACUACUACCACUACUACUACCACUACUACUACUACUACAACUACUACUACUACUACCUCUACCACUACUACUACUACUACUACCACUACUACUACUACAUUAGAGAGUGGAGACUUUAAAUAA